CGACACAGAGCACAGAGGAUUUUUACCGGCUUCCACACCGGCCAUCAUUUUCCACAACUAGACCUUUUAAACCGACAGAACUCACCGCUAAAGCCUCAUAUCUCCCCUCCAUCUUCAAACCUUCGCUCUUUGUUUAUUUUUGCUCUCUGAGAAAGAACAGGACAUGUCUGGGGUGUGGAAGGGACUGUCCACAUGCUGGUGUCUGUUGAUGCUGAUUCACUGUCUGGCUCAAACAGAUGCAGCCUUUACCUGUAGCUCUGCUCAGUUAAAGUGUGGAAAUGGCAGAUGCAUCACCCGCAGGUGGAUCUGUGAUGGAACCAACGAUUGUGGCGACGGGACUGAUGAGCUACCAUCUGUCUGCUCGGCCAAAACCUGCAUGGACUCCCAGUUCAACUGCGGGGCUCCUGUAAAUCAGUGUAUACCAAAGAGCUGGCACUGUGACGGCAAAGCCGACUGUGACAACGGAGCUGAUGAGACGAACUGCACUGCAAAACAAUGCAGACCUGAGGAGUUUAGGUGCAACAACGGCCAGUGCAUAUCCAAGAGCUUCGUGUGCGACAAAGACGACGACUGCACUGACGGCUCAGACGAGACGACGUGUCCCGAGCCCACCUGCAGCCCUUCUUCCUUCCAGUGCAACAAUUCUGCAUGUGUGCCAUUGAACUGGAAAUGCGACGGAGACAGCGACUGUCUGGAUGGGUCUGACGAGUGGCCGGUGAACUGCCAGGGGAGGGAGACGGAGAAGAAGCAGUCGAGAUGUGCGGCUCAUGAGUUUGAGUGCAUGAAUGGGGAGUGUAUACACAGUGGAUGGAAGUGCGAUGGAGCUCCAGACUGCUCGGAUAAAUCCGAUGAAUUGAACUGCAGUCGGCCAACUUGUCAUGAUGGUCAGUUCCAGUGUGCCAAUGGCGUCUGUAUUACGGAAAACCUGAGGUGUAACUCGGUGAAUGACUGUGGAGACAAUAGUGAUGAGAGGAGCUGCCCAACAGACGAUGUGUGCGAAGGCCCAAGCAACUUCAAGUGUGGCAGUGGGGAGUGCAUCAGCAUGGAACAAGUGUGUGAUUCAAAGAGGGACUGCAUAGACGAGUCUGAUGAACCAGUUGUGUGUGGCCAAAACGAGUGUUUAAUGGGAGAAAACCGCUGCUCUCAUCAAUGCAAUGAUCUGAAGAUUGGUUACAACUGCUCCUGUCCUGCUGGCUACAAACUGAAGAGUGACAACAGCACAUGCGAAGACAUUGAUGAAUGCAUUGUGCCAGACACCUGCAGUCAGAUCUGCAUCAACCGGCCUGGAACUUACAAGUGUGAAUGUGACGCCGGCUAUGAGGUUGAUCCAGUGAGCAAAACAUGCAAAGCUGAAUCAGGCACAGUGGCCACGCUGUUCUUCACCACCAAGCAUGAGGUCAGGGAACUCGCAGUGGACCACAGUGAGUAUGUCCGGCUCAUCCCGGAGCUGAAAAACGCCAUGGCUCUCGAUCUGGACAUGCCCAACAAGAGGAUCUUCUGGUCGGAUCUGUCUCGGAAAAAGAUCUUUAGCUCGAAUAUAGACGUUGCCAGCGACUCUGCUAAUCACAAAGUGGUGAUUGAAAGCGACAUUGAAGCCCCAGAAAGCCUGGCGGUGGAUUGGAUCCAUGGCAACAUCUACUGGACAGACAGCGCUUUGAAGACCAUCUCUGUGGCAACAACAGAAGGCGACAAGAGGAAGACUCUCAUCAGUGAGAAACUUGGGAGGCCCAGAGGCAUCACCAUUGACCCUGAAAAUAACUUUAUGUAUUGGACCGACUGGGGCCAGGAGCCUAAGAUAGAGAAGUGUGGACUUAAUGGAGCUGGCCGCGUUGCCUUGGUGACAGAGAACAUUGAAUGGCCUAAUGGCAUCACCCUUGAUAUGGUCAACCAGCGUCUUUACUGGGCCGACGCUAAGCUGCAUGCAAUCUUCAGCGUUGAUGUGAGCGGUGGGAGCCGACACACCGUCUUAUUUAAUGCACAAAAGAUCCAACAUCCUUUCUCACUGACUGUCUUUGAGGAGAGAGUAUUUUGGACGGACAGCAACAUAGGCAGUGUUUUCAGUGCCAACCGUCUGACAGGAAGGGACAUGACUGAGAUGGUGACCGGUCUGCAUCAGCCGGAGAGCAUUGUGCUUUAUCACAAUCUCAAGCAGCCUAUCGGUGUAAACUGGUGCAAAGAGGGCAGCAGUGUGAACGGUGGCUGUGAUUUCCUGUGCCUUCCUGCUCCUCUGCUUUACGAGAACUCUCCUAAAUACACCUGUGCCUGUCCAGACAACAUGAUCCUGGCUGCUGAUAUGCAGAAAUGUGUGACAGCUGCAACUCCUGCUAGUAGCAGGACUGUCGCGUCCAAAACGAUCACCAGCCGACCAUCUACAUCUAGAACCACCAAAGCUGCUGAGAUGCCCAGAACGAGCUCGUCUGUACAGUCCAGGCAGAACACUGAGGCGCCUGCUGGUACCGCUCAAGGUUUCCAACAUGCAGUGAUGCCUGAAGAAGCUCCUGCAUCUCACCCUGUCGCUCUCUACGUUUUUCUGCCAAUCUUGGCCAUAGUGCUGGUGUGUGGAGCAGUGUUUUUCUGGAGACACUGGCACAGGAAGAACACCAACACCAUCCACUUCUCCAACCCCGUGUACCAGAAGACCACCGAGGACGAGGUGCACAUCUGCAGGAACGGCUCUGACGGCUACGUCUAUCCAGAGAGGCAGAUUGUGAACAUAGACGACGUCGAUUUUCAAUGACCUGAAGAACUUUUUGGACUUGGAGAAGUUUAAUUUUUUACCUCUGGGUGAAAUAAAUGGAUGCUUUAAAAUCCAUUCUCCCAUCCUGCCUCCCAGAACCUCAGAUUAAUGGUUUAUUUUUCCAACCUCAGCCCCCCACCGUCCAACCCUGCAGAGCAGCACAACAUUAAAAGAUGAUGCUUAUUAUCAGGAAGCUUUGACUCUUUUGAUGUGAUUUAAGGACGCUCUCAUCUCUGCAAGAUCCUCUUCAUCUCGCUCAUUUUCUGUUUCAUACUUUUGCAGUAAUGGAACCGACUUUUGGGUUCGUUGAAGAAAAGUUUUCCUCGUACGUUUCGUUUUGACCAUUUUUCAGUGGUAAUAUUUCAUACCCACUUUGACAACCAGUUAUUUCAUUCAAAUUCAAAUUUUCUCUUCUCUGCUAGUUUUCUCUGAAGAAGGGUUUGAUCUGAAUCUUACAGGAUAAAAUAAUAUUAACAUUCAAUUAGAUUCUAGUAGAGAAUUGAGCAUUUGAAUUAGAUCUAAUAAAUGAAAACCUAAACUGGUUUGUUUAUGGGAAUGAAACAGACGUACGGGCUAAAUGAGAAGACGUGGGUCUGAUAAGGUUUUCCUGGACUGAGGAGGGAGUGAACUGAUCUGAAGACAUCUGAAACUCACAUAUGACCUUUAAUCUAUUUAUUACCCAACGCCUUUUUUAUUGCACUGCAGACUUGAAUGUCCUCAACUGCAAAGUCUUACCAAUUCCUGUGUGCCUUGUAAUGACACUAGUAGUUGGAAGGAAUGAAUCAGAAGCCUUAUCAAUCCGUCUGCCUUUCAAGCUCCGGACUUUUUUUUUCUCACUUGGAAAAACAGGGUUGUGAGUUUUCAUUUUCUCACGAGUUGCACAGCCUCUAGGUUUUUACCUGUUUGUUUUUUUAUUGUCUUUGUUUUCAUUUUGUCCAUUCUCCAAAUCACCUGCAGCUGUUUAAAGCCACAGGUGGUUUACAUUUUGAAAUGAAGAAGCUGCUGAGUCUUUUUUUUUUUUUUUUUUUGACAUCAACCAAAGUGAAGAAAAUGUUCAUUUUUGUUAACUGUUAAUAGCUGUAUAUAAUAUUUUGUAAAAUGUCAGCUCUGCUCCAUUGUUCACCUUUGUAAAUUUGUGAUUGUCUUAUUUAUUAAUGGAGGGUUCACAGCUGUCUGUAAGUGGAGUAAAUAUUAUCUCGAAAGGUGAAGUCCGACCUGAACACUGUGCAGCUAUAAUUUAACUGAUGUCAGUGAAGCUUUGAAUGCUUGAUUGAAUGCAGGAGGGUUAAAAGAGCGACUCUUUAUGGUGUUGCAGUGAGAAUGAAGAGACCUCCUGUUCCUCUUUCCAUUGUUUGUCGUCUCUUUCUCUCAUGACUCAGAUUAUUUAUUGCGCCUUUUCUGUUCUGUUACUGUAAUGUUCUGGGAAUGACGCGACACCAGCCUUUAGUGCAACUCUUAUCCUGCUGGCUUACAUCUGUUAAAUGAAGCAUGGAAAAAAAAAAACUAAA
Molecule: messenger RNA, 4245 nt
Organism: Cyprinodon variegatus (sheepshead minnow)
Lineage: Eukaryota; Metazoa; Chordata; Actinopteri; Cyprinodontiformes; Cyprinodontidae
Product: low-density lipoprotein receptor-like
Exons: 18
Coding region: 164-2737 (857 amino acids)
Molecular function (GO): protein binding; calcium ion binding
Source: RefSeq, a predicted model, not a curated record